This is a messenger RNA of Penicillium taxi, 1017 nucleotides long. RefSeq names its product caspase family protein. Bases 1 to 1017 code for a protein of 338 amino acids. Gene Ontology annotation, molecular function: cysteine-type endopeptidase activity. The record is from RefSeq and is a predicted model, not a curated record. The transcript is spliced from 5 exons. Lineage: Eukaryota; Fungi; Ascomycota; Eurotiomycetes; Eurotiales; Aspergillaceae. Gene Ontology annotation, biological process: proteolysis.
AUGUCCCGCAAGAAAGCUGUCCUGAUUGGAAUUAACUAUACUGGAUCCGAUCACCAGUUGAAUGGCUGUGUCAAUGACGCGAAAAACAUCGAAAACUUCCUUCGCGAGGAGCAUGGAUUCACAGAUUCCCGAGAUAUCGUGAUUUUGACCGAUGAGCCCGAGAAUGAGGGUACGCCGUUUUAUCCAACUGGAGCCAAUAUGUUAGCUGCUUUCAAGUGGCUGGUUUCGUGUAACAGCCCCGGCGACUCACUAUGGCUAUCGUACUCAGGCCAUGGAAGCCAAGUCAGAGACACCGAUGGAGAUAGAGAGAGCGGGUAUGGCUUCCUUCGUACAUCAAUAGAAAUCAAUGAACGUGCUAACAGAGCUCGGGAUCGUAGCUUGGAUGACACUAUCUGCCCCGUGGAUUUCGAACAAAACGGACAGAUCACAAGCGGCACGCUUCACAAAGCCAUCGUCUCGCCUCUGAAUCCGAAAUGCAGACUGACCAUUCUUUUCGACUGCUGUCACUCCGGUUCAGCCGUGGAGUUGCCUUACAUCUACCGGCCAGAUACCGACGGUAAUGUAUCCAUGGUCAACAACGUCAAAGAGGGUGUUUCGAUCCUCAGGGAAGUAGGAGACCUGCUUCAUGGCGGGUUUUCUAUUGAGAAAAUCAGUAAUGUCGAGGACAUACUUCAUCGUGGACAUUCACUCUUCAACCGACUCAAGAACCCGGAAGCGCCUUCCGAUGAUAGCGGACUUGCCGAUGAGAAUUUUGCCGAGGAUUGGGCCCACGAAGGAAAGGACGUUUGGAUGUUUUCAGGCUGUAGUGAUGAGCAAACCUCCGCUGAUACAAGUAUGCAAGGACUUGCAACAGGUGCCAUGAGCUGGGCAUUUUUAGCUUUCAUGCGGAAAAGUCAGCAGCCUAGCUACAUCGAGGUUCUUCAACAGACUCGGCAGUUAUUGCAGAGCAAAUUCUCUCAGAUUCCUCAACUGUCUGUUGGAGGCAAGUAUGACAUAAACCAACCAGUAUACCUAUAG